Molecule: messenger RNA, 889 nt
Organism: Symsagittifera roscoffensis
Lineage: Eukaryota; Metazoa; Xenacoelomorpha; Acoela; Convolutidae
Product: glutathione peroxidase 6-like
Exons: 4
Coding region: 360-824 (154 amino acids)
Biological process (GO): response to oxidative stress
Molecular function (GO): glutathione peroxidase activity
Source: RefSeq, a predicted model, not a curated record
UAUUGAACUCUAAGAGGUUAAUGUUGAAUUUUUAGGAGAUUUGAAUCAUAAUUCGAUAAAUUCUUGUUUGCUUCGAGAUGGUGUCUUAUAAGGAGACAAAUCAUAAAACCCCGAUGGUUCUGGGCUCCAUUUUUAUUCUCCUCUCUUGUGGGACGGGGAUGGUGAAUGGAAUCGCGGAUGUCAAUUACACUACUUGUGAAAAUGUAGCUGGCAUGAACAUAAACGAUUUCACAGUUCCAAAGAUGAUCGACGAUAAUGAAGAGCCGGAGAAUCUGAGUCUUAAAAACUACACGGAGGGCAAGUGGACCAUCCUCACCAAUGUCGCCUCCUACUGAGGACAGACCCCUCAGCUCUUAGACAUGAAUGCAGUACAGUCUGAAGCUGAGAACUCCUCCGUGGCCUUUACAAUAAUUGGGUUCCCCUGCAACCAGUUCGGCAUGCAAGAGCCAGGCGCCAACAAGACGGAGUUGCUGAACCUGGCCAGAUAUGUGAGGCCGGGCAACAACUACCAACCCAACUUCCCGUGGUUCGGACCCCUGGAUGUCAACGGGGUUAACGAACAUCCCCUUUUUACAUACCUCAAGGACAUCUGUCCCCCGUACCAGAAGAAUCUGGGUGACCGGUCUGACCUGUUUUGGGACCCAGUCCAGUCUGGCGAUGUGACCUGGAACUUCGAGAAAUACCUCAUUGACACCUCUGGAGUCCCGCUGGCUAGAUUUGCGCCCAUAGUAACCGUCAGACAGAUAUAUGAAGGAUAUAUUGUGCCGAACAAACAGAUGAUGAAAAAGAACCGCCAUGCGAACGUCAAAUCUGUCAGUUAUUAGGAAGGUGCUUCAAAUUUGUUUUAUCCAAGGCUCACGGGCUCUGUUUUUAUGAUAAUGGGCUCAAU